This is a messenger RNA of Ceratitis capitata (Mediterranean fruit fly), 2234 nucleotides long. It is a transcript of the gene sxe2, whose product is annotated as phospholipase A1. The record is from RefSeq and is a predicted model, not a curated record. Lineage: Eukaryota; Metazoa; Arthropoda; Insecta; Diptera; Tephritidae. Gene Ontology annotation, molecular function: lipase activity. The coding region runs from base 550 to 1752 and encodes 400 amino acids. The transcript is spliced from 3 exons. Gene Ontology annotation, biological process: lipid metabolic process.
ACAUGUAAGUCAGCCGAGUGCCGCCACUGCCGACACUGUCGCCGCCGUUGCUGGCUGUCAACAAUAAAUGUUCUUUAAACUUAGCCUGCGCCGGAUUUCGGGCCACAUUUAGCAUCAGAACGUGUGACGAAGCGGUUGACUGCUGCGCUUUCGACUUUGGUCGCUUGAAUGGUUUUAACGGUUUGUUUUUUUUUUUUUUUUUGUUUUGUUAAGUAACUUACGGCCAAAUUUGACUUAACGUAAAUUAACUUGGCUUUUAAUCUAAGAAUCGUUAAAUAUCAGGCAUACAGCCCGGCGCAUGCUCGGUUGCGAGGUGGAGUGUAGUGCAAUUGCAACUCAUAGCAAGCUUCAUUGAAUCUCUAUUGUUAAUAGUGUUUAAUGAGCUGUAAAUUAAAUUAUAUAGUGCAAGACAAUCAAAGUCAAAAUUCCAAAGCGCAAUUAUCACAGAAAAGAAGAUAAAAAUAAUUUGCUAAUUUAAAAAAUUUGCAACACUUUUUUCAACGGCAGUGCCUCUCGAACUGUGUGAAAAAAUAUUAAUAAUAAUUAAAAAUGUGGCUUUAUUCAGUGGUGUUCACAUUCUUACUUAUAGUUUCGUGUGAAUUGACCGAUUCGAAAUUCUCCUAUGAAAGGGGAAAUUGUGACAUUUUGGUAUCGAGUGCUUUGCGUGAAAUUUUACUCAAUGAAAUGCACGCACAACUGGAUCCUUCGUGGCUUAAAACGAGAAUCAAGUAUUUGCGUUAUGAUCUCUACACACCGCAGAAUCCUUAUAAGGCACAAGUGUUGGUGUCAGGCGAUGGCGUAGUGUUAAGAGAAUCACACUUCAAUGCAAAAUGGCCGGUCAGAAUCUCCAUACACGGUUGGACCGGCAAAAGCACAUCCUGUUCGAAUGCAGCCAUCAAGGAUGCCUACCUCUCCGUGGGUAAUUUUAAUGUAAUCAUAUUUGAUUGGAGUUCCAUAUCAAUGGAUAUUAGCUACGGACGCCUGAGUCGUCAAUUAGUUGAUAUUGCCAGACAAUUGGUAGAAUUCACACAUUUUCUUCACCGCGAAAGUGGCAUUGCCUAUGAAUCCAUAUAUUUGAUAGGCCACAGCGCCGGCGCGCACAUAUCAGGCUUAGCUGGUAAACAAUUACGUCCACAACGCUACGGUGUCAUCUAUGCACUCGACCCAGCCGGUCUGGUGCAGCUGUCACUUGACGAAGAUAAACGUUUGGCACCCACCGAUGCCAUUUACACCGAAUCAAUACACACGGACAUCACAUUGCUGGGCAAUCCGAGUACAAAACUCACACAAGCUUCAUUCUUCGUCAAUUGGGGUCUAGGCCAGCCACACUGUCCGAAUGCAACAGCAGCUGAAUUUGAUUUCGCAUGCGAUCACUUUGCGGCCUUGUAUUACUUUGUGGAAUCAGUGCGACAGCCGAGCGCCUUUGGUGCAACACUGUGCAGACAACGUAGUAGCGAUGGCAGCAGCAGCAGCAGCAGCAGUAUUAGCAAUUUUGAUAUCACAUCAGAGCAAUGGGAUUGCAGCUGUACAAAUGGUGUGCAAACGUUGGGUAAAUGCACUGCGACAGCGUUCAUGGGCGGUGAACCGGCUGCGCCAAAAAAUGGCACCUUCUAUCUUAGUACGCGUGCCAACCAACCACCAUUUGGCUAUGGCGAAACGGUGCGUAAGAGACGUGCAGCGCCUGCGAAUUUCUUAUACAGCAGCUUAGUGAAUAAUAAAUUCUUCAGCAAUAAGAUAUCCAAAUGGCUUUAAUGAACGCAAAAGUGGGCAAUUAAAACAGAGCGGGUGAGAUGGGCGAGGUGCCGAGUGCAAUUUGGUUGCAAGAUAUAUACAUACAUAUAUGUACAUAAAUUUUAGUGUGAAAUAUUAUAUUUAUAUAUGUAUGUACGAGUGCAAUUACAUAUGUGUCUGUUAUACGCGUUUGUUUGUAAGCCAAUUGAGAUAAGGUGUCGCAGCAAAAAUGAAUAAUGAAUUUACCAAUGUGAAGCAAGAAAAAAGGUAAAAAAAUACAAAGCAGCAAAAUCUCUAGAAUGUCUUUAUUUACAUAUAUCAAUAUUAGCUUAAGCGACAGAGAAUGGUAUAAGCAUAAAUGUUACUGAAUUAAAUUGCUUAUUCAUAAUUAAUAAGAAAUUUUAAUUGUUGCUAUUUGUAUGUAUAUGUAUGUAUUUUGAUACAUUUGAAUUUCUGCUUAUUUACACGAGCAUACAGUUAACCUUGAAAUUAUGUUAAAAAAA